UAAACGUUCAAAACUGAUACGCCUUUCCCGACUUUCCUUCAUCCGACCGUUGUAAUAUCAACUUCCAAGAAGAAGAAAAAACAUAACCUCUAAACCUCAAACCUGAGCGGCAGCUGCUGCUAGAGAGAAUCAAGAAACGCUUAUUGAUAAUGGGGGAAUCUCUCGAUCCAAAAUCUCUGCUUCUCUCGCAGUUUUCGAACUCCGAUCUGCCGCGGUUUCUUCAGCUCACGACGGAGAGCUUUCUGUUCGAGAGAGGCCCGAGGUACAGAGCAUAUGCCGAUCUGAGAGAAUCGAAGCUCAGAAUGAGGCACAUGAAACAGCCGGUUUAUAUGGAAGAAGAAGAAGACUCUGUUUUGACUCCUCCCAAGAAACAGGUCAAGUUUCAGGGGAAUCAGGGGAAUAUGGCCACCCCGCCGAAGAGAACGAAGAGUUACUCUGCUUUGACCCAGUCAGUGCCGGAUUUCUCAUAUGCGUUGAGGAAAGAAAACCGGAAGCCGCCAGCGCCGAUGCCGCCGGUGGUUGAGAAGUCGGCGACGCCUCCUCCGCCGGGGAGGAAAAGUGGGAAGCUUUUUGGUGGUGUUGGGAGCAAAUCGAUGAAUUCAGGGGAUAAGAGGAGCGGUGGGGGGUUGAUGGCUAGGAAGAGCUACGCUUGUUUGGACGAAUUCAAAGGGUUGGCUUCUGCUGCUAGGAAUGCCAUUAAUGGAGACAGUAGGGCUGCUGGGAUUGGAAGAAGUAAUAGUAGUAGAGUGGGUGGUUCCAAGACUGUCUUAGGCCAUCGACAGCUCUGAAUCUUGAAAUGGGUGAUGAUGGUGGUGAUGAUGAUGAUUUCUUGAGAAUGGGUUUUUCUACACUUCAAUUCAUUUUCUGUUUCUUUGUUGAUUCUUUGAUACACGGUAUAUUUUUUGUAUGUUAUUACCUGAGAGAAUGGUUCUUCUAUAGAUAUAAGUUUCCACUGUGUAUAGAGCAAAGGUUUCCUUUUUUUCUGGUUUGAAAUAUGUACUCCUAUGAUCAUAUCCGUGAUUUCAUUUAGAUGAAUUUAAUGCAUCGUUUGGAAGUGUUUGUAUGUUCUGUCUUCAAUUCUUUGUUUUGUCUUUUGUGAAACGAGGAAAAAUAGAACUCAGUUGACAUUGGGGGAG
Cuscuta europaea is the source of this 1136-nucleotide messenger RNA. The record is from the annotation of a GenBank genome assembly. NCBI's taxonomy places the organism in Eukaryota, Viridiplantae, Streptophyta, Magnoliopsida, Solanales, Convolvulaceae.